GUGAAAUGCUUUUGACAGUCACAAAAAAGUGAUACGUUGCAGCAGACAACAGCAGAUAGCCCAGUAAUGGAGCCACAAGAGAUCAGAGAGGGAUACCUUGUGAAAAAGGGUACAGUGCUGAACUCCUGGAGUGCAGUGUGGGUGGUGCUGUCAGAAGACGGUUUGGAUUACUAUAAAAAGAAAACGGAUCGCUCACCGAAAGGGAUGAUCCCACUGAAAGGAGCAACGCUCAUCAGCCCCUGUCAGGAUUUUAACAAGAGAAUGCUGGUAUUCAAGAUAACUACGGAAAAGAAACAAGAUCACUUCUUUCAAGCCUCAUAUGUGGAGGAGAGAGAACUUUGGGUCAAAGACAUCAAGAGAACCCUAUCCUGCUUGAAAGAUGGGAAAAAGUUUGCCAGGAAGUCCACCAGACGUUCCAUUCGCCUUCCAGAAACAGUCAACCUUGCUGAGCUGUAUGCGCUGAUGAAAGACCAGGACGAUGGAGUGAAGGAGCUAAAACUUGAACAAGACAAUCGAAUUUUCAACCACUGCUUCUCUGGUGUCACAGUGGUAGAGUGGCUGAUUUCGAAAGGGAAGGCGAGAAAUAGGCCUGAGGCACUCAUGUUAGCAGCGGGGCUUCUGAAUGAGGGCUUUCUCCAGCCUGCAGACGACCUGUCAAAAGAGGGAGCAGAGGGCGGGGAGCAAACAACCUUCUUAGAUCAGACAAAAGCUCUGUACUACUUUGCAGAUAGCGGGUUCUUUUGUGAAGGCUACUCCAGUGAUGAAGAUGUUCUUCUGAAGGAUGAAUUCAGGGGAAACAUAAUAAAACAAGGCUGCUUGCUCAAACAGGGCCAUAGAAGAAAAAACUGGAAGGUGCGAAAGUUCAUACUUCGGGAUGACCCUGCUUAUAUGCACUAUUAUGACCCUGCAAAGGGCGAUGACCCUCUGGGCUCAGUACAUCUCCGAGGGGCUGUGGUUACAGCCGUAGAGUAUGUGCCUGAUGCCAAAAAGUACGACGUUGAUGGCAACCUCUUUGAGAUCAUCACCGCAGAUGAGAUUCACUAUUUCCUGCAAGCUGCAACAGCUGAAGAAAGAAAGGAAUGGAUCAAAGCAAUACAGACGGUGUCAAAGAGCGGAAAAUAACAUCUGUGAAGCAAUAGGGGAAUAUCUAAAAGCCUAAGCUGUAUCAAAACUUCUGUAACAUCAAACUUUUCUGCUAUGGGUUCUUUCAUUGUGGAAAUCCUAGUAAAUUUCACUUUCAUACACACAUUAUGUUUAUGCAUUAUAUGCAAAAUGAAUUACAAUGUAUCUAAGAGGGGAAAAAGUGUUAAUGCCAGAUGAAUACAUUUGAAAGGCACUGUGUUAUUUAGAAUUAUAAGUUCAAUUGAUACAUGUAUUUGUUUUUCAUUGUUUGGAUUAAUAGUUGCUCUUUAUCCUUUACGUAAAUAUACAUAUUUAAAUAAGCUGGGUUGCAUAACAGUAAGACAUCUCUUUUAUUUAAAAGUAGUGUAAAACAAAAACAAAAAUGCCUCAAGGCAAAAAUCUAUAUUAAUUUACAUUAAUUUAAUUUCCUCCUUGUUUAGUCUUCUUCUAUACAUUUGAGAUAGUUGCUGUCACACAAAUGCUCAGUUAGCGGGUGUGAACAAAGCGCGAGUUGCAUUCUGUCUUCACCGUUGCACAACCACUUAGUAGCGUACACACCUGCUGUAUAUGUGUGAGAGUUUUUCAGCUACAAAACUAAUUGCAUAGAAAAAGCAUGACAGAGAUGAACACUUGUUACAAUGACGAUUUAAGGGCAGAGUAUUAGUUUCAGGACACUGCUUGUAGUUCAACUAGUUAGAGUCCUCAUUUUAUGUCAAAGUAGGUAGGAUAUAUAAAUAUAAAAUAAGUCCUACAAAGAAAAUGUAUUAGACUCUUCGUUUAUCAUUUGAACAAUUGUCAGACAUCUGGGAUUUACUCUGUUUAAAAACUAAUUGUUUGCUUUUUUAUACUAUUCUGUUGCAAGUGAGAAACUAAAUGCUUUUGUGAAUACAUGAAUAAAGGACCAGGGUUUAGUCAAACAAAACCCCAUAUAUGA
Messenger RNA from Fundulus heteroclitus (mummichog), 2056 nucleotides. It is a transcript of the gene plek, whose product is annotated as pleckstrin. Gene Ontology annotation, biological process: actin cytoskeleton organization; intracellular signal transduction. Gene Ontology annotation, cellular component: plasma membrane. The transcript is spliced from 9 exons. The record is from RefSeq and is a predicted model, not a curated record. Bases 67 to 1122 code for a protein of 351 amino acids. NCBI's taxonomy places the organism in Eukaryota, Metazoa, Chordata, Actinopteri, Cyprinodontiformes, Fundulidae.